Messenger RNA from Phialemonium atrogriseum, 3651 nucleotides. Its product is annotated as glycosyltransferase. The transcript has 2 exons. Gene Ontology annotation, molecular function: chitin synthase activity. The coding region runs from base 1 to 3651 and encodes 1216 amino acids. Gene Ontology annotation, cellular component: cell septum; cell periphery. The record is from RefSeq and is a predicted model, not a curated record. Lineage: Eukaryota; Fungi; Ascomycota; Sordariomycetes; Cephalothecales; Cephalothecaceae.
AUGUCUCUUCCCGAGAGGCCGGGCGCGACCCCGACAUUCGAGCAGAGAAAUGCCUACCGACACUCGCCCUCGCGGCGCCACCGCCCUGCGGACGUCGAAGCAGGCGGUUAUCGUCCUGUCAUUGCAGGACAGGCACUUCAUCAACGUGGGCCAUCAGCCACCUCUUUCGCCGAGACCAUAACAUCUCCUAAUGCGACCACAGAGAGGCUCCCGCUUUCCCCGUCCCCAGACCACAUUCCGUCCGCCGAACAGUCGUUUCAAAGGAAAAGGAGCCUCAUCAGGCCGGAGCGGAAGAGGAUCGGGAAAGACCAUCCAAAUUAUCACUACAUGAAACAUGCCGCCAACAUGGAAACCCUUCCUUCGUCCACCGGUAAUGAUCCCAUACUCGAGGACCUCGAAGGAACUACAGAACACUCGGUAUCGGCCGCCGGAGACAUUGCCUCGGAGCCCUCUCCGUCGCGGGAACGCCCAGGCAGGCAAACCAGCGGCCAUAUCGAGAAGUCGAGCCGCGAAAAACGGAGACAGCCCGGACGGGGAAAGUCGAGCAAGAUCACCAAGGAAUCGAGGCACCACCGAGCACAGACGGAGCAGAUACGGCCACCAAGCUUCUGGAACGUCUACUGUGCCAUUGUGACAUUCUGGUGCCCCGACUUUAUCCUCAAAUGUUUCGGCAAGGUGUCAAAGGCGCAGCAGCGGGCAUGGAGGGAAAAGAUGGGCCUGAUCAGCAUCAUCUUGUUCAUCAUGGGCUUCGUCGGUUUCUUGACAUUCGGGUUCAACCAGGCGGUCUGCGGAAGCCCUCCUCUCCGGCUGCGGGUCAACGAGGUCACCGAUGGAUUCAUGAUCUUCCACGGGUCAGCCUACAAUCUCGACGACGCCCGUCACCCCGUUGCCGAGGGUAUUCCAAGAAAUUCGAGGGGCGAGCUUCCUGUCAUCGCCUACGACAUCCCUGGGAAUAACGGGGGCAAGGAUGGAAGCUUCCUCUUUCAAAACGUGAAUGGAAAGUGCAAAGGGCUCAUUAACAAGGCUGCAAACUCAGAUGUUCCCAGUAACUCGAACGGGGACCUGGCGUGGUACUUUCCCUGCACCACCUUCAGGCAAGAUGGGUCCACCCAGCCAAACCUUACCAUUCCAUACUACCUUGGAUAUGCCUGCCACACUUCACAGACGGCUCGCAAUGCAUUCUAUCUGGAGCUCAGCGGUGCCGCCGACGUGUACUUCACAUGGGACGAUAUUCGCAACAACUCGCGCAACCUGGUCGUCUAUUCCGGCAAUGUCCUGGACCUAGAUCUCCUCUACUGGUUUAAUGAGUCGCAGGUGUCGAUUCCCAACCGGUUCAAGGAGCUGAGGGACAAGGGCACGCCUGCCAACCAGGCUAUUCGUGGCCGUGAUAUCACCCGGGUUUUCCAGUCCUCGGGUGAUAAGAGGUCUGCCGAAUGCUUCGAGGAAAUCAUCAAAGUAGGCACCGUUGACACCGAUACUGUGGGAUGCAUUGCGUCAAAGGUCGUCCUCUACGUCUCGCUGGUGCUCAUCCUCUCCGUCGUCGUCGCGAGAUUUUCCCUGGCUCUCAUCUUCCAGUGGUUUAUCAGCAAGACCUACGCCGCUGCGAAGACGUCCCAGACGUCCGACAAGAGGAAGCGGAAUCGGCAGAUCGAGGACUGGUCUGAGGACAUCUACCGAGCUCCUAUCCGCAUGCCGGGGGACGUGGGAAGCAGCGUCAAUGGCUCGGACCGCAUAAGCAAGCGCAACUCGUUCCUCCCUACCACGUCGCGCUUCUCGACAGUCUACGGCACCGAUCGCGGAUCUCGCAGGUCCGCCUUGCCCACCACCAUGGCAACCCAGAGCACAGCCGGCCAGCUCCUUCAUCCCAACUCCAUGUACAGGCAAGGGAACGAUAGCCGCAGCAGCUUCCUGAAGUCGGACCCGUACUCUACCAGCGCUAGCCCCACUGACGGACCAGGUCCGGCUGGCUUCAUUCACGAGGCUGUCGUACCCCAGCCGCCUUCUGACUGGAUGCCGUUCGGCUACCCCCUAGCACACACCAUCUGUCUCGUCACGGCGUACUCUGAAGGAGAACUAGGUAUCCGCUCAACCUUGGAUUCGGUGGCCAUGACCGACUACCCCAACAGCCACAAGGUCCUCCUCGUUAUCUGCGACGGCAUCAUCAAGGGCAGGGGCGAGUCCAUGUCGACGCCGGACAUUGUUUUGGGCAUGAUGAAGGACCACACCAUUCUCCCGGAGGAGGUGGCGGCAUUCUCGUACGUGGCAGUUGCUAGCGGAUCGAAGCGCCACAACAUGGCCAAGGUCUACUCGGGCUUCUACGACUACGGCGCCAAGUCCAACAUCCCGCUCGACAAGCAGCAGAGGGUGCCCAUGAUGGUGGUCGUCAAAUGCGGCACUCCCGACGAGGUGAUGAAGUCCAAGCCCGGCAACCGAGGCAAGCGAGACAGCCAGAUCAUCCUCAUGUCCUUCCUCCAGAAGGUCAUGUUUGAUGAACGCAUGACGGAGCUCGAGUUUGAGAUGUUCAACGGCCUGUGGAAGGUAACUGGGAUAUCUCCCGACUUUUAUGAGAUGGUCCUCAUGGUGGACGCCGACACCAACGUCUUCCCCGACAGCCUGACACACAUGAUCUCUGCCAUGGUUAAAGAUCCCGAUAUCAUGGGCCUCUGCGGCGAGACCAAGAUUGCGAACAAGAGAGCUAGCUGGGUCUCGGCCAUCCAAGUCUUUGAAUAUUUCAUCUCGCAUCAUCUCUCCAAAUCCUUCGAGUCGGUCUUCGGAGGUGUCACCUGCCUGCCCGGCUGCUUCUGCAUGUACCGCAUCAAGGCUCCCAAGGGGGCUCAGAACUACUGGGUCCCGAUCCUGGCCAAUCCCGAUGUCGUCGAACACUACUCGGAGAACGUCGUCGACACGCUGCACAAGAAGAACCUUCUGCUGCUCGGCGAAGAUCGAUUCCUGUCUACUCUGAUGUUGCGGACCUUCCCCAAGCGUAAGCAGGUGUUCGUGCCGCAGGCCGUCUGCAAGACGACCGUGCCGGACAGCUUCAGCGUCCUCCUCUCUCAGCGACGACGGUGGAUCAACUCGACCAUCCACAAUCUCAUGGAGCUCGUCCUGGUCAGAGAUCUCUGCGGUACCUUCUGCUUCAGCAUGCAGUUCAUCGUGUUUAUCGAGUUGAUCGGCACCCUGGUACUGCCCGCCGCCAUCGCCUUCACCUUCUAUGUUGUCAUCAUCUCCAUCAUCCACUCGCCACCCCAGAUCAUCCCGCUCGUCCUACUCGGCCUCAUUCUCGGUCUUCCAGCGGUCCUCAUUGUCGUCACUGCCCACUCGUGGUCAUACGUCAUGUGGAUGGCCAUCUACCUGCUCUCCCUGCCAAUAUGGAACUUCGUCUUGCCAGCCUACUCUUUCUGGAAGUUUGACGACUUCUCGUGGGGCGAGACGCGCAAGACGGCUGGCGAGAAGACCAAGAAGGCGGGUAUCGAGUACGAAGGCGAAUUCGACAGCAGCAAGAUCACGAUGAAGCGAUGGGCCGAGUUCGAGCGGGACAGGCGGGCGCGGGCCACUUACUGGGGCCUGAAGGACAACGCGGGAGGCGGCAGUCAUAUUUAUUCUCAGCCUGCUGGCCAUCAGCAUUACGACGAGUACUACUCGGACGCAUAG